This is a messenger RNA of Brassicogethes aeneus, 1507 nucleotides long. Lineage: Eukaryota; Metazoa; Arthropoda; Insecta; Coleoptera; Nitidulidae. The record is from the annotation of a GenBank genome assembly.
ACAGAAAACAGUAAGCCUACAUCUAACUCGGAUGUACAUAGAUCUUUGAAAAAUAAAAUAAAUGUGACCGCAUACAGUUAGUAUACGACAGGUAUAUCAAUCCUUAGAUCAUCGCAGAUUUGCAGUAGUGUAUUUAUGUACUUAUAAGUAACGAUGGCUAAUCAAGCAAUCAUGAACCGAGGUGUUGUGAUUAUUGGUGCCUUAGUUUUUACUGGAUGCGUAGUUGCCGAGAACUGCGACCAAAAAGGCAUCCAUUUAUACGAAGAUAUGGGUUGCAAACCCAUUUACGCCAACCCAAAAUCAUGCCCCAUUAUGUACGAAUGCAAGGGCAUCAGGAGAUCAAACAAGCACUGUUAUUUCAAACAAAAAAUGUACAGGGUGGACGAACAAGUGGACACCCAGCUAACUGCAACGGGGUGCGACUUGGGAUGUUAUUGCCAAAAAAGUAACGAUACUAUGAAGUUCUCCUGUGCCUCUGUAGAGUGUUCUGAAUGGACUAGAAAAUCUACAAAUUCUGGGUGCUAUAGAAAGUAUAAUUUGGAAUCCUGCUGUUCAGAAAGGGAGUCAUGUCCUCCCUACGACAAUUCGACGAAAUGCGUGCACGAUGGACACGAGUACAAAGAAGGCGAAAACAUUUUGUUGCGCGAUUCCUGCUGGAGAUGCGUUUGCAACAGCGACUGGACGGGUAAAAUUGAAGCGCCGAUGUGCAAAAGACGCACAUGCAACGUCCAAAUAAAACACCAAGACAAAAUUCAACAAGCUUGUGCCCCUGUAUAUUAUAAGAGAAUAUACCGAAAUGAUAACACAUAUUGUUGCCCAAAUAAUUGGGUCUGCUCAAAUAACAAGGAGUCAUUUAAAGGUCGCCCCACCUCAGAUAAGACCUGUCAAUUUGGUAGUAGAAAACUUAAAGUUGGCCAAAACUUUGUAAAAGAAGUGAGCGACAUAAUGCUCGUCAAAAAAGUGUAUUGCGAAUGUAAAGUGCCGCCACUUUUAACAUGUACUGCUGAUAUAAUUUAAGAAAGAUAUUAGGUACCUACAGUCACGGAAAUAUGUUUUGCAUUUGAAAUAUUUCAAGGAAAUGGAUAAUGGAUUAUGGAAAUGGAUAAUAACUUUCAAAUUAUACAUUUUUAACCAAUAUGAUAUAUAAUAUACCAUAUAAUAUCUGUAGGUUACCUACAUACAGUAUGUAUACUAUUUUAAAUAAUGUAGGUAUACUAAUUUUAUCAGCAUAAUUAAAAUGUGUUAGAUAGUGCAAAACAUAAUUUCUUGGUUAUAAUUAUAUUUUUUUAACAGCUCUUUCGCUAAAAUAUUUUUGUAAUUACAAAAAUGCUGUUUGUAUUUAUAAGACUGCUAUUAUUAAUAAUUCUAAUUAUAAAUUAUAAUUUAAAAAAAUCAUGUGUUUUUUAUUUAUUUAUAAUUUUUUUAGAAAACCAAAUAAUUUGUAUGAAAUUUUUUAAUUUAAUUUGGUAAUUAAAAUCAGGCUGAAAAAUUGACUGGUCAUUUUUUU